GGCCCGGCUCUGCGGGCAGCUGCCGGAGCGGGACCCUGGAGGCAGAGGCGGUAAGUGAGCUCCGAGCGGGAGCCCGGAGGGUGUGCGCGGGACCCCGGAGCCCAGACGGUGCCCGGGAACUCGACAGGCUCGAGCUCCUGCAGCUUUGCGCAGUGCUCAGCCUCAGCGUCGGUCGUGGGAUCCGGGCGCCGCGGCUGCAGUCCCGGGGCUGGAGGUGCGCUCCUGCCUCCUACGCUGAGCCCAGUACUGCAGACGAGUCGGACAGUUGGUGGCGAGCCUGUACAGGGCUCUAGUGACAGCUGCGGGCGAGCCCCACGGAGCACCGCACUCCCAACCCUUCCCUGCAGUGUUUGAUCUCAGUGCUCUUUAAGCCAUUCCUUAGAACAGGCUGGUGGCCGCUCCGCUGUCCUGGCCCCGCGUGCCACUGCACUGUCCAGGCAGGUCACCCCGAAAGCCCUUAAACCACGAGAGCACUUUUUUCGCUUUCUGAGGGACUUUUCCAAGUUGCAUCACCGUUUGGCUUCAAGCUGGGACAGAGAACCAUGGAGCUGUAUUUUGGCGAAUACCAACACGUACAGCAGGAGUACGGGGUACACCUGAGACUUGCCAGUGGUGACACUCCAAAGCCAAGGAAUUCCCAGCCCUCAAAGGCAGGCUCCUAUGGUGUCAGCAUCAGGGUCCAGGGAAUUGAUGGCCACCCUUAUAUAGUCCUGAAUAACACUGAGCGGUGUCUAGCAGGCACACCUUUCCCAGAAAACGCGCCAUCGUUUCCAUCUUCAGUGAUAAAUAACCUGUCCCUACAUCCAAGCAAUGGAACCGUGUUGAAGGAGAACACUCCGGAGGAACUGCAGCUUCCAGAAAACCCGUACCUGCAAACCAGCCCGCUAAGAGGCCAGAAGCAGUUCUCCCUCCACGAGGGCAGGAAUGGAGUUCUAGAACGCAAAGACGGGCCCACGAAGCUGCCCCAUGUGCUCAACUUCCAGAGGCACCCGGAGCUUCUGCAGCCCUAUGACCCAGAAAAGAAUGAGGUGAACGCAAAGAAGCAUCACCCUCCCGAGAGUCCCUGGCUGAGAAAUGCAACAGAGGACGGGACCAACUGUAAGAAGUCCCGGAACUGCUUCCCCAAAUCCUACGGUUCCCAGCCCAACAGCCCUACUUCGGAAGAUUUAGCCAAGACCAACAUGACAGCGAUCCGUCUCUGCAGCUCUGUGGUCAUAGAAGACCCCCAAAAGCAGACCUCAGUGUGCGUGAACGUUCAGAGGUGCGCCAAGGAGGGGGUGGGAGAGGAGACCCUUUCCCCUCGACGGAAAUCCCCAACUGCCCCCAGCCCACAGGCCUAUUCUGAAACCAAGAAAAACAGGCCAGAUGUGCUACCCUUCCGGCGACAAGAUUCCGCAGGACCCAUCCUGGAUGGAGCUCGGUCACGCAGGUCCUCUUCGUCAUCCACGACUCCUACUUCUGCCACUUCCUUGUACAAAUUUUUACUUGAUGAUCAGGAAUGCGCCAUUCAUGCCGACAGCGUCAACCGCCAUGAAAACAGAAGGUAUAUUCCCUUCUUGCCAGGAACUGGGCGGGAUAUCGACACCUGCUCAAUUCCUGGUGUGGACCAGUUAAUUGAAAAAUUUGACCAAAAGCCUGGCCUUCAGAGAAGAGGAAGGUCUGGGAAGAGAAACAGGAUCAAUCCCGACGACAGGAAAAGAUCCCGAAGUGUAGAUAGUGCCUUUCCAUUUGGUCUCCAGGGAAACACAGAAUACCUCACCGAGUUCAGCAGGAACCUGGGCAAGUCUAGCGAACACCUCCUUCGGCCAUCCCAGGUCUUCCCGCAGAGGUCAGUGGCCCAGGAGCACCGUGGGAAGCACAGUCCCAGCAGCCCGCCCGCAAAGCUGCAGGGCGCUCAAGGUGCCCACCCCAAGCCUCCCCUGCAGAACAAAGAUGGGAAAGUUCUGAACAAAGGAAGGCAGGAAAGCACGGGGGCAUGUGCCCCCUCCCUGCCAGCACCGAAUAAAAAAGAGGAAGAAAUCAAAAUAGCCACUGCCACGUUGAUGUUACAGAACCGGGCGGUGGCUGCCACAUCGGAUUCUGGUGCCAAGAAAAUUUCAGUGAAGACAUUUCCUUCCGACUCCAGCACUCAGGCCACACCAGAUCUCUUAAAGGGCCAGCAGGAGCUCACACAACAAACGAACGAGGAGACCGCCAAGCAGAUCCUUUACAAUUACCUCAAAGAAGGAGGCACAGACAAUGAGGAUGCCACCAAAAGGAAAGUGAACCUGGUCUUUGAGAAAAUCCAGACUUUGAAGUCCAGAGCAGCAGGGAGUGCCCAAGGAAGCAAUCAAGCUCCGAAUUCUCCCUCUGAAGGCAACAGUCUAUUGGAUCAGAAGAACAAAUUGAUCCUAGAAGUGUCUGAACUACAGCAGCAACUGCAACUGGAGAUGAAGAACCAACAGAACAUCAAGGAGGAGCGAGAAAGAAUGAGAGAGGAUUUAGAAGAGCUGCGAGUCCGGCACCAGAGCCAAGUGGAGGAGACGGCCACCCUGCAGAGACGGCUGGAGGAAAGUGAAGGCGAGCUGAGGAAGAGCUUGGAAGAGCUGUUCCAAGUGAAGAUGGAGCGUGAACAGCACCAGACUGAGAUCAGAGACCUGCAGGACCAGCUGUCGGAAAUGCAUGAUGAGCUAGACAGCACCAAGCGAUCCGAGGACAGGGAGAAGGGAGCCCUGAUUGAGGAGCUCCUGCAAGCCAAGCAGGACCUUCAAGAUCUGCUCAUUGCCAAAGAGGAACAGGAAGAUCUCUUGAGGAAGCGGGAGCGGGAGCUGACUGCCUUGAAGGGCGCCUUGAAGGAGGAGGUUUCCAGCCAUGACCAGGAGAUGGAUAAGCUGAAGGAACAGUACGAUGCUGAGCUGCAGGCCCUCAGGGAGAGUGUGGAGGAGGCAACCAAGAAUGUUGAGGUCCUGGCCAGCAGGAGCAACUCCUCAGAGCAGAGCCAGGCGGAGGCUGACCUGCGUGAGAAAGUGCUGAAGGAGGAGAAUGAGAAGCUGCAGGGGAGGAUUGCGGAGCUGGAGCGCAGGGCAGCCCAGCUACAGAGGCAGAUGGAGGAUGUGAAGGGUGACGAGGCCCAAGCAAAGGAGACACUCCGAAAGUGUGAGAGUGAAGUACAGCAGCUGGAGGAAGCCCUUGUGCAUGCCAGAAAGGAAGAAAAAGAAGCCACAUGUGCCAGAAGGGCGCUGGAGAAGGAGCUGGAGCAAGCUCGGAGAGAGCUGAGCCAGGUCUCCCAGGAGCAGAAGGAACUCCUGGAGAAACUCCGGGACGAGGCGGAGCAGAAGGAGCAGCUGCGAAAGCUGAAGAACGAGAUGGAGAGCGAGCGGUGGCACCUGGACAAGACCAUCGAGAAGCUGCAGAAGGAGAUGGCCGACAUUGCUGAGGCCUCCCGCACAUCCUCUUUGGAGCUGCAGAAGCAGCUGGGCGAGUAUAAGGAGAAGAACCGCCGGGAGCUUGCGGAAAUGCAGACACAACUGAAGGAGAAAUGCCUGGAAGUGGAAAAGGCCAGACUGGCAGCCUCGAAGAUGCAGGAUGAGUUACGCCUCAAGGAGGAAGAGUUGCAGGACUACCAGCGAGCUGAGGAGGAGGCGCUCACAAAACGGCAGCUUCUGGAGCAGUCGCUGAAGGACCUGGAGUAUGAGCUGGAGGCCAAGAGCCACCUCAAGGAUGACCGCAGCCGACUCAUCAAGCAGAUGGAGGACAAGGUGUCCCAAUUGGAGAUUGAAUUGGAAGAAGAAAGAACCAACGCUGACUUGCUGUCGGAGAGGAUCACGUGGAGCAGGGAACAGAUGGAGCAGAUGAGGAGCGAGCUUCUUCAGGAGAAAGCUGCCAAGCAAGACUUAGAGUGUGACAAGAUUUCCCUAGAGAGACAGAACAAAGACUUAAAGAGCCGGAUUAUCCACCUGGAAGGUUCCUACAGGUCCAGCAAGGAGGGCCUGGUGGUGCAGAUGGAGGCCAGGAUUGCAGAGCUGGAGGACCGGCUGGAGAAUGAGGAGAGGGAUCGGGCCAACCUGCAGCUCAGCAACCGAAGGCUGGAGCGGAAGGUGAAGGAGCUGGUGAUGCAGGUGGAUGAUGAGCAUCUGUCACUGACGGACCAGAAGGACCAGCUGAGCUUGCGCCUGAAAGCCAUGAAGCGCCAGGUGGAGGAGGCUGAAGAGGAGAUCGACCGACUGGAAAGUUCUAAGAAGAAGCUGCAGAGGGAGCUGGAGGAGCAGAUGGGGGUGAAUGAGCAGCUGCAGGGGCAGCUCAACUCUCUGAAGAAGGGCUUAAGGCUUAAGACACUGUCUAGUAAAGUACUGGACGACUCGGACGACGACGACCUCAGCAGUGAUGCGGGAAGCCUCUACGAAGCCCCACUGAGCUAUGCCUUUCCCAAAGACAGCACUAUCGCCAGCCAGAUCUGAGUCUGCUUCCAGGCCCGUUGAUCCUGACAGGACUCUGCAGUCAUCUAGACAGAGUAGGAGGCACUAAAUAGAGCUUGUGAAUGGAGUCAGACCCACGGUUACCACCUCACAUUCCUCCUGGGGCCUCUGCGUGGUUGAGUGACCUUGGAUCUUAGAUAGGGAGCUAUUGAAGUUUCAGAUGACCUAACUGGGACAUUUGGGGGUAAGACAAAGCCCCAUUGUGCACUGCUGUCUGCCAUCACUCCUUCUCCUGCCCCGGAGAAGGUUCCAGUGCCAGCUGUAAUGAUAUAGGGACACAUAGGGAUGAAAUGAUGUAUAGACUGAACCAGACCUUCUCAAGGACCGCUGUUCUCCUUAAGGAUGCUCCAGAGCCUUUCGAGUAUGACAUCUUUGUAAAGUUCACAAACUGAUCUUGAUUAUCUUUUAAAAUAUGAAGCUACCAGAUCUCAAGUAUUAAGAAGCUGGAGGCAAAGGAGGGAGAGUGAAGGCUAUUCUGGAAACCAGAGGGGGUCAGACAGUGGGAAUCAAUAAUUGGUUUGUAUGGGAAACCAGCUCAUUGAUGGUUGGGGAAGGACACUUAGGCGGAGUCUGAGGCCUUGGUUGCUUAUUUUAUCUGAACCAUGCAAAGAGCAGUCCCUACUCCCCACUGCUUUCAAGCAAGCAGAAUGGGAGACAGAUGAGAUUUUUAACAAGUGCUGUGCUUCCUAAAGGACAAGAGCGCUGUUGUUGUGUCUCCUUGGCCCUUUUCCUCCAUGGCAGACCUCCAAGCGAAGCUCGCUCAGGCCUGGAAUUGGAGGAAUAGGAGGGGCCUUGAGACGAGGCCUAUGGGCUUAGGUAUGAGGCUAAGGAGGGAGGCAUCCAGGAAGUUCAUGGGGCAGGGGAUGAGUAAGUGGGUAUGGGGCUGAUGUAAGAAGGAAUACAGAGACGUUCUUGAAAGCUGGGGGAUGUGCAAGAAGGGCAGGGGGUGGGGGUUGAGCUGGAGUUUGGAAUGAUGGGAAAAGGGAUUGGGAGUGCUUGCCAUCUGAAGGGCUGUUUUUGGGAACAGGUGUCAGGAAGGGGUGAGGUCCAAGGGCAAGCACAUGAUGCCAAGGUAGUUUUGGGAGGAUGCUGGGCAUCCCUGCAUAUCUCCUGGCCUACCCAUGUCUCCUCAUGACUGUGACAGUCACCUAUGAAAGAGCCUUGUGAGUUGCCUAUGUGUAAGGCAGAGGUGACAGGACACUGGAGCAGAGUCCUCAGGCUUCCUGAUAUGGGGACUCCUGGGGACCAGGUUACCAUAAGGUCCUGUCCACAGCAGGUCAGAGUUCACACAGCUAGAUUCAGAGAAGGGAUCUGAAGGAUGAGCAUCUGCUGCCAGAGAACCAAGCCCUAUUACACAUCCCGAGAUCCACUGUCUCCCUCGCCUGUCUCCUCACUGGGUAUGGAGAGACUUCUGCUUUCAGCCAUUCUUCCAUGUAACAAGCAUGUACUAUCAUCCAUCAAAAUGUGUCAGGCACAGACUUGGGCACUGGAAACACAGUAAAUAGAAGUAAAAAUGUUGAGCCGGAAAUGUAGCUCAGCUGGGGCAAUGCGUGCCUAGCGUGCAGGAAGCCCUGUAUUUAACCCCCAACUCUAUAAACCGGGUGUGGUGUGGUAUGCCUGUGAUCCCAACACAGGAAGUGGCAACAGGAGGAUCCAGAGUUCAAAGUCAGCCUUGGAUACAUAUGCAGGUCUUGGCCAAGCUGGGUUAUAUAGGAGGCCCCGUCUCAAAAAAACCCAACCAACCCUGCCCUCCUGUAACCAUCCAGGAGAGUGUGAUGCAGCCUGAACCUCUCUAUACUCAGCCUCGGAGAACCUCUGUCCUCUUGGGAAUGUGAUGGCCUGCGAUUGGUUGGCUGGUUCCCCAGAACACACAGGAAUUCUUUAGCUCCUAGAAUCUUCUCAUGUCAUCAUUCGAUAUUUGUACUCAGCCUAGAAAUGUCUCAGCCUGCUCAUCCCAGAGAUUCAGGUGACAAAAAUCAAGACCCCGAGGAAGGGUGUUUGUUUUGUGGUUUGACAAAAAUUAGCCAGCCCUUAUUCCAGUCAGUUCCUUCUGGUAGCCAUGGGGCUAACUAUAUGAAGGAAGAUAGCUCGUGGAAGGGAGAGCAGAGGCCACCACUGGAAACACUUGUAGAGUCCCUCACCCCACCACACACACACACACCAGAGGAGGCUAAACGAGAUGAGGGCAUGUCUCCUGUGCUGUAAUGGAGUGGGCAGCGAGCCGGUGUGUGCAGUAUAGUCAGUGAGUGACGCGACACUGGAAUGAGGUUUAGAACGAGGUUUGUAAGUCCCAGCCUCAUCUCUUCCCUGUGAUCCUGACAGGUGCAUCCUGGGACAAGGUGGCGAUUAGGACUCCAGGUCCUUCUCAGCUCGAAUCUGUUGAGCAUCCCUUGGUCUUCUUAUAUAUACAUGUUUUUCUGUUUAUUCCUUUAAGAACUAAUCCUGCUCAAGAGCGUUUUCUUUAGCUAGCUUAAAAAUAUCUCCUGUAAAAACAUACAUGUUGCCAAGUGCAAUGUUGAGAAGACAAUCACUGUAUGGCUUUUAUAAAUUUGUUUUUCCUGCUCUGGAGUGUCAUUCCACCAUGACAGUUGGAAUAUUCUGGUGGGUCUUUUAGUAGGGAUUGGUUACUAUGCGUUGUCAUGGGGAAGAGACAUUUUUUAUCACAGCUACCUCCAUGGGAAUGACUUCAUGGAUAAAGCAAGGUUUCCUUUCAAUAAACUGUCACUUGACAGGAA
This is a messenger RNA of Mus musculus (house mouse), 7189 nucleotides long. RefSeq names its product cingulin-like 1 (gene Cgnl1). Gene Ontology annotation, biological process: protein localization to cell-cell junction; actin filament organization; negative regulation of stress fiber assembly. The transcript is spliced from 19 exons. Gene Ontology annotation, cellular component: cell junction; myosin complex; bicellular tight junction. The record is from RefSeq and is marked reviewed. Lineage: Eukaryota; Metazoa; Chordata; Mammalia; Rodentia; Muridae. The coding region runs from base 543 to 4436 and encodes 1297 amino acids.